This is a messenger RNA of Phaeoacremonium minimum UCRPA7, 1419 nucleotides long. RefSeq names its product putative acyl- desaturase protein. The record is from RefSeq and is a predicted model, not a curated record. Gene Ontology annotation, biological process: unsaturated fatty acid biosynthetic process. The transcript is spliced from 2 exons. Bases 1 to 1419 code for a protein of 472 amino acids. Gene Ontology annotation, cellular component: endoplasmic reticulum membrane. Gene Ontology annotation, molecular function: heme binding; stearoyl-CoA 9-desaturase activity; iron ion binding. Lineage: Eukaryota; Fungi; Ascomycota; Sordariomycetes; Togniniales; Togniniaceae.
AUGGCCUCCUCAUCCUCCUCGAUGCAGGCCGAGGCCUUCCCCGACGGGACCACAGACUUCGUGCCCUUGCGGUCUCAGAAGUAUGACCUGCGCAAGCCUCACAUCACAGAGUUGCCCAUCACAUGGCAGAACUGGUACAAGCACGUUGACUGGCUGAACUCGGUGUUCAUUCUGUUCAUUCCCAUGGCUGGCCUGGUUGCUAGUUACUGGGUGCCCCUGACCCUCCCGACUUUGAUUUUCUCCGUCAUCUACUAUUUCAAUACCGGGCUCGGUAUCACAGCAGGCUACCACCGUCUUUGGGCACAUACCUGCUACAGGGCUACUCUGCCCCUCAAAAUCUACCUUGCGGCUGUUGGUGCCGGUGCUGUUGAGGGUUCUAUCCGCUGGUGGUCCCGUGGACACCGUGCUCACCACCGAUACACCGACACUGACAAGGAUCCCUACUCCGUCCGCAAAGGCCUCCUGUACUCCCACAUCGGCUGGAUGGUCAUGAAGCAGAACCCCAAGCGAGUUGGCCGCACUGAUAUCACCGAUCUCAAUGAUGACUCCGUUGUCGUCUGGCAGCACAAGCACUACAUCAAGACCGUCUUGACGAUGGCCCUGAUCUUCCCCACUGUUGUCUGCGGACUGCUCUGGAAUGACUGGAUGGGUGGUUUCAUCUACGGUGGAAUCCUCCGUAUCUUCUUCGUCCAGCAGGCUACCUUCUGCGUCAACUCUCUGGCCCACUGGCUCGGAGACCAGCCUUUCGACGACCGCAACAGCCCGCGUGACCACGUCAUCACUGCUCUCGUCACUCUGGGAGAAGGCUACCACAACUUCCACCACGAGUUUCCCUCCGACUAUCGAAAUGGUAUCGAGUGGUGGCAGUAUGAUCCUACCAAGUGGUGCAUCUGGACCUGGAAGCAACUUGGCCUCGCCUAUGACCUCAAGCAGUUCCGACAAAACGAGAUUGAGAAGGGCCGCGUCCAACAGCUGCAGAAGAAGCUCGACCAGAAGCGUGCUAAGCUGGACUGGGGUAUUCCCCUGGAGCAGCUUCCCGUUGUUGGCUGGGAUGACUUCGUUGAGCAGGCCAAGGGCGGCAAGGCUCUCAUUGCCGUUGCUGGUGUCAUUCACGAUGUGACCGACUUCAUCAAGGACCAUCCCGGUGGCAAGGCCCUGAUCACCUCCGCCAUUGGCAAGGACGCCACUGCCAUCUUCAACGGUGGUGUCUACAACCACUCCAACGCCGCCCACAACUUGCUAAGCACGAUGCGUGUUGGCGUCCUCCGUGGUGGAUGCGAGGUUGAGAUCUGGAAGCGCGCCCAGUUCGAGAAUAAGGAUGUCUCCUACGUCAAUGACUCGACUGGCCAGCGCAUCGUCCGCGCCGGCUCGCAGGUUACCAGGAUCUCGCAACCGGUUGCGAGCGCGGACGCUGCUUAA